Molecule: messenger RNA, 1053 nt
Organism: Dovyalis caffra
Lineage: Eukaryota; Viridiplantae; Streptophyta; Magnoliopsida; Malpighiales; Salicaceae
Source: the annotation of a GenBank genome assembly
AUGGACGUGGUCAUCCACCAACACCAACAUGCUGGAAAUCAAGAAUUUUCAAAAUCGCUCGAGGCUUCAGAAGCAACAGAUUUUAAAGGAACAAAACCCAUGAUGACAAUAUUUCUUGAUUCCAUUGGGGCCCAUGAACUUUUCACAUCAGAGGUCAGCCUGAUUCGUCAAAUAUCUAAUGUUAGAUUGAUGUUACGUACUUCUUUAAAUACUAUACUUUAUGAACUUAUUGUUCUAGCAAAAAUAGGACCAUUGAUUUGUGCCUUGUAUUGUGUAUCUUCAUUUUUUGUUUUUUCUCAGAUGUGGAGGGCAACACUUACUGAGCUAGUAGCAACAGCUUGCCUGUUAUUCACGCUAACCAUUUCCAUAAUCUCAUGCUUGGAAUCAACCACUGCGGAGCCCAAGUUUCUAAUUCCAUUUGCAAUCUUCACCAUUGCCUUCUUCUUCCUGUUGACUACGGUCCCUUUAUCUGGGGGUCACAUGAGUCCAGUUUUCACAUUCAUCGCUGCCCUUAAAGGUGUUGUAACUCCUGUCCGUGCCUUAUUCUAUGUGAUGGCACAAUGUGUAGGCUCAAUUGCGGCUUAUUUAGUAGUCAAGAGUGUAAUGGAAAAAAAUGCAGAAGAAAAAUAUUCCUUAGGAGGAUGCAUGAUUGAUGGAAAUGGGGAAGGGAUAAGCCCAGCAAUUGCAUUUAUAUUAGAAUUCUCAUGCACAUUUGUUGUGCUAUUUGUUGGCGUAACAGUGGCAUUUAACAAGAGAAGGUGCAAAGAGCUAGGCUUACCAAUGGUCUGUGGUAUAUUGGCAGGGGCAAUGGCACUUGCCUUUUUUGUGUCCAUUUCUGUAACUGGAAGAGCUGGAUAUGCUGGUGUGGGCUUGAACCCUGCAAGGUGUUUAGGCCCAGCAUUAUUGAAAGGAGGCCGAUUAUGGUAUGGCCAUUGGGUUUUCUGGGUGGGUCCUUUUGUUGCUUGUAUUGUUUAUUAUGGAUUCACUUUGACCUUACCUGGGGAGGUCAUGGUGAGAGGAGAUGAUGCACUUGAUGUCUUACAUGUUAGUUAG